Molecule: messenger RNA, 1275 nt
Organism: Fonticula alba
Lineage: Eukaryota; Rotosphaerida; Fonticulaceae
Exons: 2
Coding region: 1-1275 (424 amino acids)
Source: RefSeq, a predicted model, not a curated record
AUGAAGCCGCCCUUCAUCCCCCGGCCGUCGGACACCGGGGACACGACGUACUUCGAGCGGCGCAAUGAGCGGGCCGAUGUCCGGCGCCAACUGAAGAGCCACGGGAGUAUGGACCUGCUGGCGGCCGUGGCGUCGGGCGAGGUGGUGCCCGAGGAUGGGCCAGCCUCGCGGUCCGGCUCGCCGUUGCCGACCGGCGGGAUGUCGCCCUUCCGCACGGGGAGCCCGGCCCCCGGGUCGCAUGGCGGGGGGCUGCUCUCGCCGGUGGCCAGCGGGUCGCCGCGUGGCAGCGCCACCGGGUCCGGCCUGCUGGCCGGGUCGCGGUCGCGCUCCGGGUCGACGCAAUCGCGGCAGAGUGUCAUCUCGAUUGGCGGGGCAGCCGGCGGCCCCGGGGGGCAGACGAUCUCGCGCUUCUGCUCCCAGUCGCCGGCUUUGUGCCGGGUGUCGCCGGUCCCGGCGGGCCGGCCGGUUCCCGGGUACUGCCAGUGUGCGUGCCCCUGUGCGUGCACCUGCUCCUGCAGCUGCCUGCGCCUGGACAGCCCGGGCCACGCGCACUCCAAGCCUAAGAUCGUCCUGCCAUGCUCGUUUGAGGCGCCCCCGCGGCCGGCCAGCCGGCUGUUCUUCCGCCGGGCCCCGGCGGACCCGCCGGCCGUGGCGGUGGCCAGCACGUGCAGCCGGUCGGCCCACUGCUCCAGCCGGCCGGCCCUGUGCCAGGCCGGCCCCGGGACCGGGGGGUGCGCCUGUGCCGAGGUCCUUGCUGCGGCCCUGGCGGGAGCCGGCCUGGUGGCCUCCGGCUGCCAGGCGCUGGCCGAGGGGGUCGGCAGCCCGAGUGGCCCGCUGGUCGGGAGCCGCGUUCACUCGCCGGUGGUGGCGGCCGGGGUGGCCUCCUCGCCGGCCUCCCUGCUAUCCGGCGGGGGGGGCUCCGGUGGGAGUCCUUUCGUUUUGGUUUCCGACGGGGGCCCGGUGUCGCCGCCGACCAUGGCGCAUGCCCUGCGGCCGUCGCCCUCGGUGGGGUCGCUGCUGUCGGCGGUCGGGGGUGGGGCUUGCUCGUCGUCAUCGUCGCCGGCCGGCGGGCCACCGCGCGAGACCGUCGCCCGGCACCAGCGCAACCUCUCGGACACGGGGGGCGUCUUCAAGGACGGGCGCCGGCGCUCGAGCGGUGUGCAUUCCGAGGCCAACAGCGCGCAGGAGGACUUCAUGAAGCUCUUCACCUCGGCCAGCCAGGGCGAGGACCGCCUGGAGGUGUUCUCCUUUGUCUCCCGCGGUUCGCAGCGAUAG